AUUUCUAGCUAAUAAUGCCUUACACCCACCAAAAAAUGGCUGUUUCUUGAUAUUUAUAGUAUAUAUAUAUAUAUAUAUAAUAUAUAUAUACUAAUCUUUCAAUGUCACCACGAGAAUAAACCCCCUUGGACUUAUCUUUUCAUAGCUCAUUCUUAAGGUACAUAAGAUGCCUGGAAUAGUUAUGGAUGGAAAGAGUGAAGAUGUGGUGGUGAAUUCUAUGAAUGGAAAUUCUACACCUCCUAAGGAAAACCCAGUUGUAGAUAUGUCCCAAAAGAGUGAUUUGAGCCCACGUAGCCCUCAGAACAUGGGUUCCAAUCUCCCAGGUGAUGAGAUUAUUGACACCUCAAUUGAGCAGCUAUAUGAAAAUGUUUGUGACAUGCAGAGUUCUGAUCAAUCACCAUCAAGGCGUAGCUUUGGAUCUGAUGGUGAAGAGUCUAGGAUCGAUUCGGAGUUGCGCCAUCUUGUUGGAGGAGAGAUGAGGGAAGUGGAGAUAAUGGAAGAAGAGGUUCUAGGGAAGCCCAUGGAUGAUUCUCGUAGUGAUUCAGGUUCUAAGAAGGGAAGCUCAUCUGCAGGUAAAAAAGGAGAAAGGGCAGAGAAGACUCAAUCUGCAAGUGCAAAAUCUGUAUCUUCAGGGAAGUCAAAGAAAGCUUCUGCUGUGCAGUUGGAAUCUGAAACAUCACCAAAAUCAAUUUCUAAGGGCAAGACAUCUCCUGAGAAGCCUCCACUUGAUAGGAAAGUUGAUAGGAAUCCACGGAAACAAAAUUCGGGAGGGAAGAAAGUAAGAAAUUUGGCUUUGGGAGGGUCAAAGUUGCAGAAUGGAAUGGAUGAUCCAACUGAAGCAGGCUUAGAAAAUCCAGAUCUGGGCCCAUUUUUACUUAAGCAAGCAAGGCAUUUGGUUUCUUCUGGAGAGAAUUUACAUAAGGCUCUUGAUUUUGCUCUUCGAGCUGCAAAGUCGUUUGAAAAGUGUGCAAAUGGAAAACCCAGUUUAGAACUAGUCAUGUGUUUACAUGUUACGGCAGCAAUAUACUGUAGCUUAAGCCAGUACAAUGAGGCGAUUCCUGUUCUUGAGCGCUCCAUUGAGGUUCUGUCGGUUGAGGAAGGCCAAGAGCAUGCCCUUGCUAAAUUUGCUGGUCAAAUGCAGUUGGGAGAUACUUAUGCUAUGCUGGGCAUGCUUGAGAAUUCACUGAUGUGCUACACAAAGGGACUGGAAAUCCAGAAACAAAUGUUGGGAGAAACAGACCCAAGAGUUGGUGAGACUUGUAGGUAUCUGGCUGAAGCUCAUGUUCAAGCAUUGCAGUUUGAUGAGGCUGAAAAGCUUUGCCAGAUGGCUCUUGACAUUCAUAGAGAAAAUGGCUCCCCUGCUUCUCCAGAAGAGGCUGCAGAUAGAAGGCUGAUGGGUCUUAUAUAUGAAACAAAAGGAAAUCAUGAAGCUGCCCUGGAGCAUCUUGUUUUAGCUAGCAUGGCAAUGGCUGCAAAUGAUCAGGAAGUUGAGGUGGCGUCUGUUGAUUGCAGCAUUGGAGACACAUACUUAUCUUUGUCUCGGUAUGAUGAGGCUAUUUUUGCUUAUCAGAAAGCACUCACUGUGUUCAAGACCACUAAAGGAGAGAACCAUCCAUCUGUUGGUUCAGUCUUUGUUCGACUAGCUGAUUUAUACAACAGGACAGGGAAGAUAAGAGAAUCAAAAUCGUACUGUGAGAAUGCCCUUCGUAUUUAUGAAAAGCCAAUGAUUGGGAUUCCUGCAGAGGAAAUAGCAAGUGGCCUGUCAGAUAUAUCUACUAUCUAUGAAUCAAUGGAUGAGCUUGAGCAAGCACUGAAAUUGCUGGAGAAGGCAUUGAAGAUAUAUAAUGAUGCUCCUGGUCAGCAGAGCACAAUAGCUGGAAUUGAAGCCCAGAUGGGGGUCUUGCACUACAUGUUGGGGAACUAUUCAGAAUCUUACAACUCUUUCAAGAACGCAAUUUCAAAACUCCGUGCAAGUGGAGAGAAGAAAUCUGCUUUCUUUGGAAUUGCUCUUAACCAAAUGGGACUUGCUUGUGUACAGCGGUAUGCUAUAAACGAGGCCCUGGAGCUAUUUGAGGAAGCCAGGAGCGUUUUGGAACAAGAGUGUGGACCAUAUCACCCUGACACACUAGGGGUGUAUAGCAAUCUUGCUGGAACUUAUGAUGCAGUUGGGAGGCUGGAUGAUGCAAUUGAAAUCUUGGAGCAUGUUGUUGGCAUGAGGGAGGAGAAACUGGGGACUGCAAAUCCUGAUGUGGACGACGAGAAAAGAAGGUUAGCAGAGUUACUGAAAGAAGCAGGCCGAGUUCCAAGCAGAAAGGGCCGAUCACUAGAGACCCUCCUUGAUACAAACUCACAUGGGGUAAAAGAUAAUGGCGUUCAAUUGUGAUCUAUAAGAUCUUCAUGAACAAAUAUUUUUGUAUUAUAUGAACAAAUUUAAGCAGGAAAGGAGAUACACAAAAACAAAAAAAUCAAAGAUAACACGACCCAAAAGAAUGAAGAAACUGUUUAUGGUCACCAUUCAUGUUAUGGAGGAUGGAAACGAAAUAACCCAAGAUGAAGCUGGGUUUUGUUUGUACAAUUAUUUAUACUAGAAAACAAAAUUAUUCUGUAGGUCAUCAAGUGAUUGUACUAAACUUGGCUGACCUUUUCUUUUACCAUUUUGUAUUUUUGACUAUUGAAUAAUCAUAGAUGUGUUGAUACUGUUUAUCAACUUGAAGAUUGUUUUGUAUUUAUGUAAACCAUAUUUGUUGAAAUAUCAAUUUGUUUCAUUUCAUUGCA
Molecule: messenger RNA, 2775 nt
Organism: Humulus lupulus (European hop)
Lineage: Eukaryota; Viridiplantae; Streptophyta; Magnoliopsida; Rosales; Cannabaceae
Product: protein KINESIN LIGHT CHAIN-RELATED 3
Exons: 3
Coding region: 167-2383 (738 amino acids)
Molecular function (GO): protein binding
Source: RefSeq, a predicted model, not a curated record